Molecule: messenger RNA, 1296 nt
Organism: Eucalyptus grandis
Lineage: Eukaryota; Viridiplantae; Streptophyta; Magnoliopsida; Myrtales; Myrtaceae
Product: 7-deoxyloganetin glucosyltransferase
Molecular function (GO): UDP-glycosyltransferase activity
Source: RefSeq, a predicted model, not a curated record
AUGGGUUCAGCAAGAGAUAAGCAUCAUGCAGUGGUUAUUCCCUACCCAGCACAGGGUCAUAUAAACCCUAUUUUGAAGCUCGCCAAGAUCCCCCACCACCGAGGCUUUCACAUAACGUUCGUGCACACCGACUACAACUACAAGCGCUUGCUCAAGUCCAGAGGCCUGACCUCUCUCGAUGGCUUGCCUAGGUUUCACUUUGAAACCAUCGCCGAUGGCCUGCCAACGAGUGAUUCUGAUGAAGAUGUCACUCAGCACAUCCCUUCUCUUUGUGAUUCCACUUCCAAGAAUUGCUUGGCUCCUUUCAUGGACCUCCUCGGGAGGCUCAAUGAUAAGUCUGUCGAUGAUACUGAGGUUCCUAAGGUGAGUUGUGUUUUGUCGAACGGCGGCAUGUCGUUUGCACUUGAUGUUGCGGAGAAGCUUGGAGUGCCUGGUGUGCUGUUUUGGACUCCCAGUGCUUGUGGAUCCUUUGGUUAUACUUAGUACCAUAUGCUCCGCAAAAAAGGGCUAUUCCCCCUUAAAGAUGCAAGUUAUCUAACAAAUGGAUUCCUAGACACCACCAUAGACUGGAUUCCUAGUAUGAAAAACAUUCGUCUGCGAGAUCUUCCCAGCUUCAUCAGGACAACCGAUGGUAAUGAUAUCAUGAUCAACUACAUCAUAUGACGGUUGGAAAGAACACACAAAGCCUCAGCAGUCAUCCUCAACACGUUCGACUGCUUAGAAAAGGAUGUUCUAAUGGCUUUCUCUUCCAUAUUUCCAAAUCUUUACACAAUGGGUCCGAUUCACUUACUUCUCAAUAAAAUCGAAGACAACAACUCAUGUCGCAUAGGCUCAAAUUUGUGGAAAGAAGAUCCUGCUUGUUUGGGGUGGCUGGAUUCAAAAGAACCCAAUUCAGUGUUGUUCAUAAAUUUUGGGAGCAUUGCCGUGGUAACGUCAGAGCAACUCAUCGAGGUUUCAUGGGGACUGGCUAACAGCCAAAAACCCUUUUUGUGGAUAAUAAGGCCCGACCUCGUCGCUGGUGACACGGUGGUUUUGCCCUCAGAGUUCCUAGCGGAAACGAAGGACAGAGGAAUGUUGGUGUGUUGGCCGUUCUUUGCAGAGCAGCAGACUAACUGCCGGUAUAGCUACACGGAGUGGGGGAUCGGGAUGGAGAUCGACAAUGACGUGAAGAGGGACGAAGUGGAAGGAUUGGUGAGGGAGUUGAUGGAAGGAGAGAAGGGGAAGGAGAUGAGGAAGAAGGCCAUGGAGUGGAAGGUGAAGGCCAAGGAAGCAAUUAUGCUCGCAGCAACACCCUGA